Molecule: messenger RNA, 1284 nt
Organism: Phasianus colchicus (ring-necked pheasant)
Lineage: Eukaryota; Metazoa; Chordata; Aves; Galliformes; Phasianidae
Source: RefSeq, a predicted model, not a curated record
UAUACAGGGGUUUUUGUGCUGCUCCAGUGCUUCACUUUCACAGAAAUGAACUCAAAAGAGAAAUGCAAAGGAUCCAUAUCUUCCCAGAAACUUACUGUACCUUAUUGCCGCUGGGGCUCAACUCAGACUCCUCUAAGUGCUGCCUCUGUUCUGGAAAAUAAUGCCAACCCCUAUAAUAACAAAACUUUUGAAAUGGCAAGACCAAAAAUUUUUCAGCAAGAUUCUUGGUUAGAAGAAAGGUUCUAUAAGUUACCUGAAACACCACGUUAUGAAAUAUCCAAACCUAUGUUUUCUCAGAAGGCUGUCAAAACUUACAGGGCUUAUGUCUACCUAUCUCCAUGUUACACUGUGGAACAAGAAGAGAAAAUAAGCGUUGCUGAGUUGUUGUCUGGGAUUGACUCGCUGUGUAGAGCUCGGAAGAAUGAGGAAAAAAAGGAGAAAUUUUCCUAUCUCAGCAGAUCCCUGGAUUUACCUAGUUCUUCUCCUGGGCCAAGUGAUACUCCUGGGUUUCAGAUCACACACAAAGGUAAAUCAUACUGGGACUGGAGAGGCGUGGUUGCACCAAUUCCUGUGAAGGAGAAUGAUCAGAUGAGCCAAAAAAACAUGAGACUGAAGAAGAUAGACUUCCAAACCAACAAAAAGAAACGUGCUGCAUCGGGUGGUAAACUAGAAAGGAAAAAAAUGAGUGAUAAAUGCCUUUCCCUUCAAACGCAGAAGAAGCUAAGGAAGAAUGUAACUCACCCAGAAAUCUUUGAAGCUGUUUGUGGUAGUAAAAAGCAUCCUAGGAACAGAGAAGAACUUAAAGCAGUCAUUUGCAUUCAAAGAUAUGUGAGAGGGUGGCUUGUACGUAGGGCAUACAAGAGAGUAAAGAUUAAGUCAGCAAGUCAUGGGUCAUCCUUACUAGCAGCUGUAAAACGUUACCGUAACAUGAUGGCACGCAUUAAAAGUCGAGCUGGUGUCUUGGAUCUGUCUACACCACUUCAUUAUUGUGAAUUAGAGGAGUGGAUGGACAAGAAAAAAUUUUAUGAAGCAAUGUUUUCCAAGAGAGCGUUUGGCCAAAAAAUGGACAGAGAUCAUCUACCUGAAUUUUUUAGAGACUGUGGAUAUUUUAUACCUGCCAGCGGAGUACAGCGGGUCUUUCAGCUGGUCUUUCCAGCUUCUGGGGAACAAACUGAGUUUCCUUUAGGUCAAAUGAAUUUCAUCGGAGAUGGUUCUCUAGAUGUUUCUGUAUAUACCUUGCUUGGUGAAGUGGGAAGAAAAGUGAACGGCUUGGUUAUUAGCUAA